Manduca sexta (tobacco hornworm) is the source of this 2880-nucleotide messenger RNA. It is a transcript of the gene DIP-beta, whose product is annotated as lachesin. Gene Ontology annotation, cellular component: neuron projection. The record is from RefSeq and is a predicted model, not a curated record. The transcript has 9 exons. Lineage: Eukaryota; Metazoa; Arthropoda; Insecta; Lepidoptera; Sphingidae. The coding region runs from base 477 to 1715 and encodes 412 amino acids.
AGUGCGACCCGAGCUGUGCCACGGCCGUGGUGAUCCGCGCGGCCCGCGCUCCCCAUAUUCCGCAACUUUCAACUUCGCGCUCUCCACGAGUUUAGUUCCCGGAAUUAUUUGUUGCUUCAGACGCGACGCGAAUGUACGACAAACUUUUGUGUUUGACUUCGCCCAAUUUCAUAUAACUUCACCGGAUAAACUUGAAGUCUGAUGAAAUAAUGACUGUAAACUAUUAAUUAAACUGAUGAUUAUCAAUGGAUAUUGGUUUGUGGGAUCCAGUUAAGUGUAUGUGAAAUAAACAUUUGUAUGGAGCUGGUAUAUAUAAACAGAGAACUAUUAUAUUAUUGAUAGCAGUUAUCUGUGUAUAUGGAAAACAUCCCAUGAGGUUCGAUGUUGAAGAAAGUGUAAGGAUGAGGAAACUAGGCGACGUCGGGCAGUUGAGGACUGGCAGACGGCAGCACCGUGCAGUUACGCGUUGAACCAACAUGGCGGCCGGCGCGCACGCAAAAAUCGGCGGACCCCUCGCGCGCCUUCUAGUUCUGGCCGUAUUACACGUCAAUUUUGUUGCACUAGGUCUGGAGCCGGACUUCCUAUACCCAUUGGAGAACGUGACGAUCGCUCAAGGUCGCGACGCGAUGUUCACGUGCGUGGUGAAUAACCUGGGUGGUUACAGGGUGAGUGGCGACUCCGCCACAGCCAGGGUAGCUUGGAUUAAGGCAGAUACGAAGGCGAUUCUCGCGAUUCACGAACACGUGAUCACAAAUAAUGCGAGGCUGAGCGUCACGCACAACGACUACAACACGUGGACGCUCAACAUCCGAGGCGUUAAGAGAGAAGAUAGGGGACAAUACAUGUGCCAAGUUAACACCGACCCUAUGAAAAUGCAGACAGCAUUUUUGGAAGUGGUAAUACCUCCAGACAUAAUUUACGAAGAAACGUCUGGAGACAUGAUGGUGCCCGAAGGCGGGUCAGCAAAACUAGUCUGCAAAGCGAGAGGUUAUCCUCCACCAAAGAUAGUGUGGCGACGUGAGGACGGCGGUGACAUUAUAUCUAGAGGUGGACCUCAAGGCAAGACCAAAGUGACAUCGCUCGAAGGUGAAGUGGUAAACCUGACAAAGGUAACGCGUUCUGAGAUGGGCGCUUACCUGUGCAUCGCCGCGAACGGCGUGCCGCCAUCCGUCAGCAAAAGGAUAAUGCUUCAUGUACAUUUCCACCCAUUAGUUCAAGUGCCUAACCAGCUGGUAGGUGCACCGCUGGGCACCGACGUCACUCUGCAGUGCCAUGUUGAAGCUUCGCCCAAAGCGAUCAACUACUGGACAAGAGAGAACGGUGAAAUGAUAAUAUCCAAUGAAAAAUACCAAAUGAGUGAGUUGGCGCGCUCCGCGUACAGCGUGCAGAUGCGGCUUGUGGUCCGCAAUAUACAAAACAACGAUAUCGGCGGGUACAAAUGUAUUUCCAAAAACUCCAUCGGCGACGCCGAGGGCACCAGCAGGCUGUACGAAAUGGAACUACCCAAUCGAAAGUCAUCCGAUGAAGAAGAUCGCGACUUCGCUUCGGAAGAGACUAAUGACGUCCGCUCCAGCCUUCAGGGUCCACUUCGAGAAGGUGGCACCCGGGCUGAGGACCCUGGGUUUUUAGAUGGUGGAGGACCAUUCCGAAAUACGGCGAACCAAGCCGCCUCAUACGCGAUAUUAAUGUCGGUGUUAUUUCUUGUCGCAUGCUAAACCUUCUUGUCGUAGCCAUGUACAAAUUAAGCAGUUUUGUUGCUUUUGUUGUUAUUUUUUUUUGUUAAAGGGUUUUUUUAUAUGUUCAGAAUUAUAUAAUAUGGGCUAUUAAUGAAAUGAAGCAUAAAAUGUUAAACAAAAACAGUACAAUAUUUCUGUUUUAGAUUAUGACUUUGAUCAUCUGCUUAGAUGGUUGUAUUUAUGUAGUAAUAUCGUUUAUGAAUAAUGUAAAUAGUUAUUUUUUAGGAUUCGCAUUUACCAACAUCUUAAGGAUUUUCAUGACGAAUUUAUAAGUAAAGUAAAAUUGAUCCUUAAGAUUGUAAACUUUAUUUUGAUAAUGCAAUACAAAAUAUUUCGUUUUAAUGUUGUGCAUGGCAUCAUAACUACGAUAAGAUAUGAUACCUCUCAAGGAGAUUCGUACGUUUUGUAACCAUUUGAACUGAUACAAGGACACUGUAUAAGUGAAAAAUAUAUUAUAAUCAAUUGUGAAGCUUAAAAAUAAAUGUAAAUGCUUAUGUAAUACAAUAAACUUAAACGAUAAAUGUUUUUGUGAAUAGUUGAAUAGUAAUAUGCAUGGUGUUGCAUAGUUGAUUUAAGAUUAUAACAGGAAGGGAUACUCAUUAAACUAUAGUAUUAAGUUGUUGCUUAUGGUUUUUAUGUUAGUAAUAUAUGUAUAAUAGAUAUAAUUAAUUUGUGUUGCCAUAAAUUAACACUACUGUUUUUUUGUUAUGAAUAUGAAUGAAUUCUAACUUUUUGCAUCGUGUUAAGUUCGUUAUAUUAUUUGUUUUCUGUUUAAAUAAAUCUUAAAGUUUCAAUGUAAAUAUAUGAUGUCGAGUGUAACCUGUUAUUUUAAUAUUUGCUAUAGAGGUCGGUAAUAUUGGUUACUUUAAUGCCAUUAUCAAAUGUAAAUUUGAAAUUACGGUUAAAUUUAUAGAAAGUUUUGUAAAUUGUUAUCAUUUGUUAAAUUGUUGGAUUUAAUAUGAGAAAUUAUUUCGUAAACUGUAUAUUGUAAGUGUAAUCGAUGUUUCGUUGUUACGGUUAUAUAAAAACGAAACGAAUUUUGUUACUCCGCCAUUUUGUUUAGGAAAUGGUAGUAACCUUUGUAACUAUGUAACUGCCAACCCUAACGUAUCGGCCUUGCAUAAAUGUAUAUUAUUGCCUGCGA